CUGCCACGACAAGGGGUGACAGGGGGCAACCCGCAACAGCAACAACGACGACCACCACACACACCACACGCCCGUCGCCCACACGCCCACUCGCACACUCCACGCCCACUCACGCCUGACCGACAUCAACAUUGCACCGACCUUUCCCUUUCCUGUCCACUCCCGUCCUGUCCCAGCCAUGCCCAGCUAUGCAUCUCUCUUCCGCCGACAUCUCGACACCGACGACGACAACGACGACUACGACUUCGACAAACAACGACCACGGCCACCGAUAACCGACCACCACCGAUCGACGACACAGGUAAGUCUUCGACGCCCAGUAUCAACAUCGACAACCACCCACGCGACAUUCCGGGCCUUUCCAUUCUUCCAUUUCGACAUCCUCCUUUUCCGAGUCGGGCUCUUCGUCUUUCCCACGCUUUGAUACGACACUCCCAACCACCCACAACAACACUUGGAAGUCGGUACGUGCGAUGUUUUCUACCAUCGAUCGCGUCAAAUCUGGCGAGCGAUAGAAGGCUGACGACAACGACACAAUAG
This is a messenger RNA of Colletotrichum abscissum, 540 nucleotides long. RefSeq lists its product as uncharacterized. The transcript is spliced from 2 exons. The annotation marks the transcript as partial. The record is from RefSeq and is a predicted model, not a curated record. Lineage: Eukaryota; Fungi; Ascomycota; Sordariomycetes; Glomerellales; Glomerellaceae.